CCGCCCACCCAGUUACACACAGCAUGUAAACAGUCCCCGCCGGGAGGAGCCCCGGGAGCGGAGGGAACCCGCGCCGCCCGGCCCCGCCGCCUGCCCCACAGCCCGAGGAGCCGCGCGCUGCCCGCCCGGGAGGAGGGCGCCCGAGAAGAGGAGGGCGGGCGGCGGAGGGAGCGGGAGGCGGGUGGCGCGCGAGGAGGCUGAGGGAGCGGCGGGCGCGGCGGGCCAGGAUGGAUUUCCAGCAGCUGGCUGACGUUGCGGAGAAAUGGUGCUCCAACACGCCCUUCGAGCUCAUCGCCACCGAAGAGACCGAGCGCAGGAUGGAUUUCUACGCAGACCCCGGCGUCUCCUUCUACGUGCUGUGUCCGGAUAACGGCUGCGGGGACAAUUUUCACGUGUGGAGUGAGAGCGAGGACUGCCUGCCUUUUUUGCAGCUAGCACAGGAUUACAUCUCCUCCUGCGGCAAGAAGACGCUCCAUGAAGUCUUGGAAAAAGUCUUCAAGUCUUUCAGACCUUUACUGGGGCUUCCAGAUGCAGAUGACGACGCGUUUGAAGAAUACAGUGCAGAUGUGGAAGAGGAGGAGCCAGAGGCCGACCACCCCCAAAUGGGGAUCCUUCUACAUCUCUGGUUCAAAUAACAUAGGAUGCAGAUUGCCUCUUUUACAACACUCGACUCAACAUAACAUCUGGGAUGGACCUGUUUUUAACAUGCAUACACGUGCCUGCGGGGGCGUCAAAGUUUUGGAUGGAAAAAAAAAAAAAAAAAAAAGCAGCAGCAGCAGAGGCCACGGAGCUGAUGGGAGCCUUGUAUAUCUUCCAGGCAUGUCGAUGUCAACCUGAUUAUCUCAACAUUUUCUGUUUAAUUGAUUGGUGCUGUGAGGCGCACAGCUGCUCGUGGUAAAACGGGGUCCUGCAGUGUUCAGUCAUUGGGUAAAAUAAUAUAGUGGUUUCCAUCUGUGCUUCAGUUACCACGUUUGUUUUUCUUCUUGGAAAAACCUAUUAAAGGUUAACUUCAAGUGAAAUGAAUUUCCUUCUGAGUAGCCUGUUAACAAAACAAACCUUGGGGGUUUAUCCAGUGGGGCAGGCGGCUCGUGCUGCCCAGUCCCUUGCUGGUGUUCUUAUUGGCUGCGUACCUGAGCACAGGUGACUGGAAGCUACACCUCCAGGAGGCAGGGCCCUGGUCUCUAAACGCGCCCAAAACAUGACUUCUGCCACCGACCUCCAGAAGCUUGACUAGCUUGCUCCAUUCAAAGGUAAACUGGAGUUUUGUAUGCAAAGGCUUAAAAUCUGAAUUUACGUAUGUUUGGAAGUAGGGUGGACAUGAGCAUAAAAUUUAUUUGAUCAAAAAGGUGUUUAAGUUUUGAUCAAACGCAUUGCUGUAGUAUUAUGUUAAUGUGCUCGGUUUAUAAAAAUUGAGCUGAGAUGGACUCAGCCCUUCAGGGAGCCAGGGAGAAAUCCGGUUUUUGUUCUGCCCCAGGGCGAGGGGAGAACAUCGCUGUGUGUUACUUAUUUUUGCGGCGAAGCCCCAAAAGGUGCUUGCAAAUCGGAUUGUUUCCUCUGAAGCUUCGUUUCCAAUGUGCACCUCCCCGCCAGUGCUGGCACCUCCCCGCCAGUGCUGGCACCUCCCCGCCAGUGCUGGCUGCUGACACACACGCACACGUGCACGCUAACGGUCCUCGCAGCGCGGAUUUUCUCUUGGGGUCGCGCGUGGCUUCAGAGCAGAGCUUCCCCUGGCCGGUCAGGGGUGCAGGCAGCCUGUGGUUCUUGUUAUCGAAAUGGUUCCCUGGCUAGACAGGUCCCAGACUCACGAACACGUAAACACACCUACCGAGAGGCAGUGUGGGGCCCCGGGGGGAGUGUAGACCCAGGCCUGGGAGAGAGACCUGGGUUUAGUCCUGACCCUGCCAGGGCCCGCGUGCCCUUGGGGAAGUCACUUCACUAGCGAGAAGUGGGGUUGUUUGAUCUUCCUGCUUUAACCACUGUCCUUCCUUAACCGCCUUACCGUGUGUGUGUGUGUGUGUGUGUGCGCGCGUGUGUGUAAAGCAACAAUCAAGGACACUUUUCAGGCAGUGCAAAGGAAGUACAUGUUGAAUCUUACUGUCCUUAGGAUCCUGGCCCAGGAUGACCUUAGAACAUGUUUGUGCUGGUCUGUGAGUGUCUGAAGCCUCCAGGAGUGAUGCUGAGGGGCUGGCGAGAUUCGUUCCUUGGGCGAGGGGGCCAAGGAGGGCCCCAGAGAUGUGGAAGGCAAGCAUGCCCCAGUUGCGCACCCUCCGCUCGGAAGGCCUGGAAUCUCUUUGUGUCCUGACGGUCUGGGGCUUUGGAGGUAGAAUGAGCUUGACUGGGAGGAGGACAUGGGCAUGAAGAAUGGCUGGAAGAGAGUGGAAGAGGAGAGCUUUUUGGCCGUGUCAUCCAGCAGAGACAAAGAGAGUAGUAGAGAAAGUGUGUGUGUGUGUGUGUGUGUGUGUGUGUGUGUGUGUGUGUGUGGAUAGGGGAGCGAAUGCUUGUUGCUCCUGGUAGGUUAGCUGUGAAGUCAUGCCUAUGAUAACAUUCCAGAACCUUGAUCCCAGGUUUGAGUGCAUCACAGAGACAACUUUUUUUUUUUUUUUUUUUUUUUUUCCGGCUCCUUUCGGUUACUCUUCGGUGCCUGGUGAUCAUACCGAGCAGACUCUGGGGAGUCAGAGAGCAAAUUCUGUUGGGAGGUGAGAUGCCCACACCAUGCCUGCCACCGCCCUGGGCACUGCAGGGUCCCCUCAAGCCUCUGGGCUCCCAGCUGCUCCCAGUGCUCUUCCCCGUGCCUCGCACAGGAAUCGUCUCCUGUUUAGAGAUUCUCCUUGGGUCCUAUGCCAGACUGAGGCCUCCAGUGUUCUUAAGUGUCUCACCUGUCGUGGUCACUGUCAGUUUCCACACAGGAGCAGAGACCCUUCCCCAGCACAAGUUCACCUCUAAACAUUGCUUCUGUUUCCUGAGAGCACAAAGCGUGUGGAUCUAGGGGAGCUGUGAUACUAGAGCGUCACGGGCCCUUAUAUGUUAGGAAUCUGCCUUGCGUAUUAAAAGAUCAAAUUGGGGAGUUCCCGCUGUGGCAGUGGGUUAAGAACCUGGCAUUGUCUCUGAGGCGGCAUGGGUUUGAUCCCCAGCCUGGGAGUUUCCAUAUGCCGAAAAAUAGGUGUAGCCAAAAAAUAAAAAUAAAAUAAAAACGCUUUGGGAAGCUGUGGUAUGAUGACCAGAUCUGAUUUUCCGGGUUUGAGAGACAUAGGGGAGUAGGCAGAACUUAACCUGGGGCAGGAGGAGAUGAGGCAGAUAGAAUGGGGAGAGUUUAGGGUCUGACUGUUUAACAAUCAAUAAGCCAAGAGGCAGUUAUCCUGUCCAGUACAAGAGAACCGGUUUCCUGGCUGUCUUACUAGGAGCCAGCUUUCCUCAAAGAGACUACCUGCCUGUUGGGGGUGGCUUUGCGGCUUUAAAAAUGCCCCCCAGCCCAGGAGACAACAGGUGCCCUGCAAAUCUGGGAGUUCUAGUCCUCACCGAACCAGCUGCCAACCAGAGCGGUCUGUGUUUCCGAAGUGCCCACAGAUCUGACUGGGGCUCCAACCACCUGGCAGGCAGAACCGACUCAAACUUGACCUUGGUGUCAGCAAAGCGGGCCUAAGGGCAGAGCCCACCUGCUUCACCGCACUUCCAGGUUGUAGCACGAGCACAAUUAAAACUCAAGCAGAUCCCAGAUCCCUCUUCCCUUUAGUGAUAUUAACUCCAAAGAGAUGCCACUGCCUGACUGCUUAGUCUUCAGUUUGCCAGAGAAGCCUCAAUUUUCUAAAAAAUUCAAAACGAAUCCUCUCCCAUAAAGGCAUAGUCCAUUAGCUGGGUUUGGUGAUAGCAGGUGUGACCCGAAAGGCUGAAGUCUUUUAGAUUUUGUACAGAAAGUUUCUCAAACUUGCCACCAUGCCAGUAGCCACUGGUAUCCGUGGCAACGUGAUGUCCACGUUGAGCAAAUUGUUGAAAAUCAUGCGUGGUCUUUGAUAUUUUUAUUUCGAUUUGGAUGACGAAAACAGAGGAACUCUGAGCGUGUCACGUUGUUAGAAAGUCCCUUUAAAGCACAGUAGGGCUGAACAGGCAUACGUAGUUAAAAGCCGGCACCAGGCCACACAAAAAUAAACAUUUAAUUUGCUGAGAAGUGUGUAUUCAAGUUAUUCAGUACCCCAGAGAAAGCUGACAGUCUGUCCUUUGUAAAACUGCCGUUGCCUGUUUUUUUCCUUUGGUUUUGUUUUUGUUCAGAUUUUUUUUUUUUUUUAAACUCUAAGUACUUUCUGAUAGCUAAGCAGAUAAGAUACAUUGCAGACCUCUAUACCAAUGUCAGCUUUUUAGAGGAGAAAGUAAACUGUCAGUUCUCGGGAAAACUUGCAGCUCUCUAGGUACCCGUCUUAAUUUGUGUAAGAGAGCAGCGUUUGCCUGUCCACAUAGAAGUGAAAGCAAGGAACAGUUUGGGGGUUUUGGUUUUUAGGCAAGAAACGUUUCAGGCAGGGUGUGUAUGCUUUCUUUGCCUUUAUUUUUCCUUUCAAAGAAAUCUCUUGUAAGUGACAAAACUGUGAAAUGGGUUUGCCAAAAAUGUUGACCUUCGUUAGAUGCUUCAAGCCGUGUAAACCCCAAAUGGAACCCUGUCCACACCUGCUCCUCGCCCUCUCCCCUGAGAGCAAGGAGCUCAUCCAACGAUGUAAUUACCAUUCGCUUGCUAUUAAAGAGCCUUCCGAACUCCGAA
This is a messenger RNA of Sus scrofa (pig), 4744 nucleotides long. RefSeq names its product maturin, neural progenitor differentiation regulator homolog (gene MTURN). The record is from RefSeq and is a predicted model, not a curated record. Lineage: Eukaryota; Metazoa; Chordata; Mammalia; Artiodactyla; Suidae. Gene Ontology annotation, cellular component: cytoplasm. Gene Ontology annotation, biological process: regulation of signaling; positive regulation of megakaryocyte differentiation.